AGAACAAGAACAAGAACAAGAAGAACAAGAAGAAGAACAUGAUUGUGUUACACCUGGAAACAUAAUGUUGUGCGCAGAAGGGCAUGAGACAAAGGAAUGUGUGGCAUUGGGGAAAUUAGUGGUAUGUGUUAAUUGUAAGGGUGCCCAUUGGCCUGAGGAUCAGAAAUGUCCUGUGUGAGAGAGGCAGGUUGAGUUGGGUCAAGGGGAGGGAUCCUGUGAGGAAUGGUAUGAAUAGUAGAUCUCUACCAGUACAGAGAGAUAGGCCAACAAGUGAUAUAUGUAAGAUUGGAUUUUUAGCAUUCAUAGCAAUGGUUAUCAACUGUACUGCAGGGAUGGAACGUAAGUCGCAGAAAAUUGAGAUUGUGGUGGCAGCUGCAGAGAGGUAUUUGAGUGUGUGAGACUUGACAUCAGAAUAGUUUUUCAGGUUGUUGGUCUGAGAUAGGACUAAAUAGAUUUAAAGUGUUUUUAUUUAUUGAAGUAAUUUUUAUUUGUAUGAGUGUAGUGUUAAAUGGUAGGGUAUUUGUUUAUUUAUUUUUCAAGCUAAAUAAAAGGGCAGUCUAGUAGGUGGCGGUAAUGCAAUAUUUUUGGGACGCCAACCACAGUUAAACCUUAUCGACGACGAAGAAGAAGGAAGGAAACAGACCGUUUGUUGCAGGUUUCAUCGUUUACCGCUGAUGGAGCUAGCAGUGUUGUGGCGGGUGGUACUACAUGAUGAAUCUGGUCCGCAAACGCAACUCCAGCUCUCUCAAAGGUCGCCCUGACAAAUCUAUUAGGACAGAGAAACCACAGUCUAUAAGACCACCAGCAUCCCACAAUGCAUCAUCACCACUCACAACAGAGGCCAGUGCAAUUGUUACCACUUCCAAGGAGGAGAGAGGCCUGGAGGUCCAUGGGACUUCGUCGCCAUGGAGACGGUCUCCCAGGUUCAAGAGUCAAAGCCUGCUUGGCCAGGGUCCCAGCGUGGACCUUCUUGUUGCUGAGGGAUCUCCAGGUCAGGUAGCGAAUGACGAGGAGGCUGUCCAGUGCAGCCCUGCACAGUGCCCCCCUCAGACAGAAGAGGAUACAGACACUGACCUGGUCAUCACUAUGGAUGAAAGGCAUGGCGGGGUACACAAGGGCAGCAGGAAGAAGGGAGGGGUUAAGAGGAAGAAGAGAGCUGCGGACAGAGAGGUGGGAGAAAGACAGCAAGAAGUGGCCGGUCCCGAUCUGGAGAUUGACAGAGAGCUGGACCGUGAGCUGGAGAACAAGUCCAGACAACAUAACCUGACCACCGCCAAUGUCCGCAACAUCAUUCACGAAGUGAUCACCAAUGAGCAUGUGGUGGCCAUGAUGAAAGCUGCCAUCAAUGAGACGGAGGCCGUGCCUGUCUUUGAGCCCAAGAUGACACGUUCCAAAUUCAAGGAGGUGAUAGAAAAAGGAGUGUCUUUGUUAUUUCAGGUCAUUCCCACUUGGAACAUGUCCCCCAUCAAAAAGGCACCACAGUUUGUGGACAUUCAAUUAGCGGAGGAAGACUCCUCUGAUGAAGAGUACUGCCCCGACGAAGAGGAGGAGGACGAGACAGCGGAAGAUACAUUUCAGGAAAGUGACAUGGAGAGCACGGCCUCGUCUCCAAGGGGAAUCAGAGGAGGCUUCCACAGGAAAAUACACACAGAGUGGGACAACGACAGGAGCUGCAGCCCCAUGCAGGUCAAUCAUAGCAGGUCCAGACACCUAAAGGUGGAGGUUGUCCCCAUGGGCCCUCCUCCUCCCCCCCAGCCCUCCUCCUCUGGCCCACAGGGAUUCUAUACCACCAGGGCCCCUCCAGAAUUCAGCUUCCUGGAGAAGCUUCAUGCCGUGGAGGAGGAGCUGGCCAUCGGCACAGUCUGCCUGGAGCCCUACCAGCCACCCCUGGCGGACGGUCUGAUGGCGUGUCGUACCCGCUCCAAGAGGCCCCUCCGGGACGUCCCCAUGGGCCAGUUGGAGGCAGAGCUCUGUGCCCCUGACAUCACGCCCGACAUGUACGGGUGUGACUCCGCCCCCGAGGACCCCGAGUGGACCCACUGGCUGCAGGGCAUCAUGACCUCUGACAUGUACAACGAUGAGGAAGGCGAUGAUGAUGAUGAUCCUGAGUAUAACUUCCUGGCGGAGAUCGACGAACCCGACGUGGAGGAUUACCGUAAUGACCGAGCCGUCCGCAUCACCAAAAAGGAAGUGAACCAGUUGAUGGAGGAGUUGUUUGAGACAUUCCAGGAUGAGCUGACUGCUCAGGAGCAAGAUGGGGAGGGACACGAGGAAGAGGAGGAGAGGGAGGAAGAGGCACCUGCCCUGGGGACACCCACAUUCAACACCCCGCCAGAUAUCCCGUUGGAGGACCCCAUGGCGGAGGUGACGGCAGGGCGCUACCGUACGGUGAAGGAGCAGCUGGACGCCAUCCGGCGUCGCCGGGCCCUGCUGGAGAGCCAGGGCCUGUUGGUCCCCAGGGCCCUCAUCACCAAGCCCCGAGAGCCCCCGCCUCCAUUCACCCCCACCCUGUCCCACCACCAGAGACUCCAGCUGCAGCAGCAAGUCCAGCAGCACGUCCAGCUCCUGACCCAGGUCCAUAUGUUAACCAGCCCAGUGGCUGCACUGCAGAGUGAAGCAGCCACCACCAAGCAGUUCCUGAUGGAGUUACAGAUGUUUGCCCAGCGUGGGGAGUUGGCCCAGCGUGGGGAGUUGGCCCAGCGUGGGGAGUUGGCCCAGCGUGGGGAGUUGGCCCAGCGUGGGGAGUUGACCCAGCGUGGGGAGUUGGCCCAGCGUGGGGAGUUGACCCAGCGUGGGGAGUUGACCCAGCGUGGGGAGUUGACCCAGCGUGGGGAGUUGACCCAGCGUGGGGAGUUGACCCAGGGCCCAGUGGAGACAUGCUUUACCAGUGUGUUCAGAGCCUGUAACCUACAGGGGGCACUGUCACUACUGGAGGAGAUCAGACUGUCCCCAAUCCCUUACCAGGAAGCCCCUAACGAGCCACGAACAUGCAGGAGAGUCCGGAAGCACCCGUCGAUGCCACCCCAGCUGGCAUGGCUGUUUGCCACACGGCCGGUGUUCCUGUACCCUGAGCUACUGCCCCAUGUCAGCCUGGACCCAGCCCUGCACUCCGCUCGCUCAGUCAGCAUGUUCACCGCAGGAGAGGACUGCCUGAUCGUCCUGGGCCUGAGAAACCUGGGGGAGACCCUCCAGCCCAAGGAACUGCUGUGUCACUACCUGCUCCGCGCCAAGAGGGUCUCUCAGCUCCGUGACCACAUUAUGGAGAAGUGUAAACACACCCAUCCCAACAACGUCAUCAAGGCCUACCAGCUCCAGAAAGUGGUCCUUCCCAUGCCGGUGGCCUGUGACCGAGUGAAGCCGGGUGACCUGCGCCCUUCAGUGGAGAGAGAGGAGAGAGCCAUGCCCGGAUGGCUGAGGAGAAGUUUGCCUUAUAUCUACGAGGCAAUCAGGGAACUCAACAGCUCGCCGGAUACAGAAGCCAUGUCGGCCUGUCAAUCAAAGAAAGCCCCACUCGUCAGUCUUCUCUUCAGUUCCUCCAGAACUUUGGACUACAGCUUCCCUCCCGGGACUCGCUACCCGCCCCAACUCCCCGACAGCCUUUCAUUCCAGCGCUGCGGCUUCAGGCGCUGGCACCGUCCACCACCCUGUGACCUCUCACUGUCCCUGGCUGUAUCGCACAACGCCACCCAGAGUCUGGGAAGUGGAACUACAUCCUCUGAAAAUAAUUCCCAGACAGGUGCUGUGAUUCAGCAGUGCAUGGCCCACCACAAACUGCGGCCCAUCCAGCCUGCAACAUCCAAACCUCCUUCUCUUCAUCAUCCCACCAAGCCUCAUCUGAAACGUCCCCUCAAGCCUCAACCCAAACCUUCCCAGAAGCCCCUGCACGUCAUCCUCAAUUUGCCUGCCCCAGUGCCCGCAGCUGUCCUUUGCCCUGCCCCAUCCGCCAGGGUGUUGGCCUCCCGGUUGUCACAUUUCGCUCCAUUGGCCAAAGACCUGGUUGCUCGGAAGUUCAGCACAUUCGCCAACCUCCGCAGGCUGCCCAGGCUGCUGCCAGCCCCUCCACCUAACAACAAGAUCCCUCCCCAAACAAACCUGAAUACCGUGGCCCCCAACAGUGGCGCAAACCUCCUUUUGUUGCCCCACAUGAGUAGUAGAACAGCAUCCACUGUUACCGAAACCCAAACCUCGGUCUCUACUACGACUCCUAUCGAACAAUUCAAGAAAAAAUCCUCCAGGAUGAGCCGGCGGCGGGUGACAAAGAAACCUAAAAGCAGCCUGAAGAGUCAGGGUAAGCCCCAGCCUUCAGCCUCCACGGAACCACCUGCCCUGGACCAGGCUCUGACCCCAUACGACUAUGUCACAGUUGUAAUGGAGGAAGAGGGGGUGGAUGAGAGGGACGAGGAUGGAGGUGAUUAUGAUAUGCCCCUCCUGGCCCUGUCGGAGUCCUCUGCCAGCCCCCCGGGGAGCGUUGACUCCGCUGACCCCUCUGAGGAGUCAGAGGGGCAAGCGAUAACGCUGAACCUAUCGCCCGGGCCGUCGGACAUGGGGGACGGAGAGUGGGAGGGUGAAGAGGGAAGGGGAGACGGAGAUCAGGAGGAAGAGGAAGUGAUGUCACCAGCUUCUGAGGAGUCCACAUUGUCUGUGCCAGAGCUGCAGGAGACGAUGGAGAAACUGUCAUGGCUGGCGUCAGGGGGGAGGUCAGAGGACUUGGAAGAGGGUGAACAAUCAGGCACAUCCUCAGAAUGCCAUAGUAGUAGCCCCAACCCUCCUAGCUCGAGGCACGAGCAGCAUCACACUGGAGUAGUCGGCAGCAAGGGGUUAUCCAAAAGACUACCGAUCAUCUACGACCAUGACAACUUACUCGACAGCGACCCCCUGAGGGAGAAGAAGGAAAUAGGCUUCGCUCAGCAUUAUCUCAACAGGGUGUGCCAUGCCCUGCAGGAGGUGCCAGGGCGCGUGGAGGAGUUUCUGGAGGUACUCUAUGAGUUUGAGCAGGACGGAGAUGGGCACACCUCCGUGGAACUCUUCAUGAGGCUUAAACCUGUUCUGAACGAGUGGCCGGAGCUUCUCCGAGACUUUGCUGCCUUCCUCCAUCCCGAACAAGCCCAGGAGUGUGGACUGCUGUCAGAGCAGCAGGCGUUUGAGCGUAGCCGGCACUUCCUGCGACAACUGGAGUUGAGCUUUGGGGAAAACUCCUCCCACUACCGCAAGAUAGUGAGCGUCCUUCAAGGAGGCCCUACUCUCAGUCCUGCUGGAAUCAAGGAGGUGAAGGCCCAGAUAGCCAACCUUCUCCGAGGUCACACCCACCUGCAGGGUGAAUUCUGGGUGUUUUUCAACGAGCUCCACUUACGGCCCUCGCUGCAAUGUCAGACUGAGAACAGAGGCCGUGGUGAUGUGACCAACACAAUCUCCACUUCCCAGAAGUCAUCAGCAGCAAAUAAACCUAAGAGAUGCCAAGGCACUAAAACCCCAAAAGCCACACAAGUGAAGGAGAAAGAGGGGGAUCACUACACCCACCCGGAGUCCUCAGUCUGUGCCAAAAACAUCUCACUUACACCCAGUGGAGAGAAAGUCAUCCUCUGGACCAGGGAGGCGGACCGUGCCAUCUUGACCGCCUGUCAGCAGAAGGGAGCAAAUAAAAUAACUUUUGAAGCCGUCUCCGCCCAACUUGGCAACAAGACAGCCAAUGAGGUUUGUGCCCGUUUCCAGGAUCUCAUGCACCUUUUCCGCUCCUCCACCGAGCGGGUGUACUCCGACGAGGAGGUCAGUGACACAGAGCCAACCAGCAGCAGAGAGCCAGACCCGGACUGAGCAGGACCCAACACCAGUGGAACAAUACCGUAAUAACACUUAGUCAGCAGGAUUGACAAACUGCAGUCUAAGCCACAGAAAAGGAGGAGCGCUUGACCAAUCUCUAAAAACUUGGUUGGCACUUGACUGUGCUUCCUCUGACUCAACACUACUGAAGGUGCAGAAAUAUGGGUAAGUCUCCCAUUGAUUUUGCAGAUGCAGGGGCCAUUAAGACACGGCCAGGACUCGUUUCUGUGCUAGUAUGCAUAGACAAAGUACAAGGGUUCCAAAUGUGUUAAUGUGUUCAGGCCAUGAGGUUCCUAGUGUUAUGAGGUGCUGAAAUGUGAAAUCCAACCCCUCUUGAAUGUAUGAAGGAGAAAAGCACAUAAGAUGUGCAAGAGGUCUUAGAGCUGUAUCCGGCUACAAGUAAUAUUGGAAGAGCUCCUGAGGGCCUUCCAAAUCACAAUUAAGAGAAACACAUUGCACAGUAAGAAUCAGUGUAGACUAUAGCACAAUCAUGUUGAAGUAAAUUCUGCUGAAAUGUAAAAAAAGGGAUGAAAAUGGACAAUUGAUUGCCAACUGUAGUGUUUUCAUUAUGACACAGAUUGACUGAUACUGGACAGUCAGAUGCUUUGCUGGUUGCUAGUAUGACUGUUUGAAUAAAGUGUACAUAAUUGUUUUACAUAA
Messenger RNA from Oncorhynchus keta (chum salmon), 6477 nucleotides. RefSeq names its product GON-4-like protein. Gene Ontology annotation, cellular component: nucleus. Bases 709 to 5811 code for a protein of 1700 amino acids. Gene Ontology annotation, biological process: regulation of DNA-templated transcription. NCBI's taxonomy places the organism in Eukaryota, Metazoa, Chordata, Actinopteri, Salmoniformes, Salmonidae. Gene Ontology annotation, molecular function: transcription coregulator activity. The transcript has 28 exons. The record is from RefSeq and is a predicted model, not a curated record.